Messenger RNA from Scleropages formosus (Asian bonytongue), 4417 nucleotides. Its product is annotated as FH2 domain-containing protein 1-like. Bases 283 to 3528 code for a protein of 1081 amino acids. The record is from RefSeq and is a predicted model, not a curated record. NCBI's taxonomy places the organism in Eukaryota, Metazoa, Chordata, Actinopteri, Osteoglossiformes, Osteoglossidae. The transcript has 12 exons.
CUCGCCUCGCUCAGAUGUACGGCGCGGCGAAAGUGCGUGAAGGAGGAAGGAGAGCGCGCUUCUUACGCGGUGCAGCUAUGUUGAACACCGUCAGACCUUUGACCCAUGGAUCAGCGCGACGUUGACGCCCUGCGUUCGCUGUCUUGCGGACUCUGAGAUGAGGAUCGAGCUGAGCAGAGGCCGCCGUUUAAGGAGACGUUCCGCCAUCCCUGUGCUGCUCUGUCCCUGCUAUCUCCUGUCCCCGUCCCGCCUGCCCUCUCAGCAACCGCAGAGGCCUCGGUCAUGCAUGUUAUGAAUAGCUCGACCCCGGUCAAUCAGAAGGAGAGCGACGUCGGAGACGAGAACGUUGUUGCCGGCUUCAUGCCCGCUUCCUCUAAUGUCGGCACACCUCCGGUGCCUCCUCCACCACCCCCACCUGCGGUCCCGCCGCCGCCGCCACCCCCGCCACCGGGCACGGGCAUCCCCAGCCACGGCCUGCGAAAGAAGAGGCGCGUCCGCAGUUUCUUCUGGAAGCCCAUUCCGGAGGAGAAGGUGCGGGGCAGAGCCAACAUCUGGACGCUGUCGGUGCGGCAGCAGCAGCACUACCAGAUUGAUGUGCGUACCAUCGAGGAGCUCUUCGGACAACGCGAAGAGGCACGUGACACAGCCAGCCAAGGAGGCAGGUCCAGAGCCUCCUUCCGGGAGACCAAAGAGGAGAUCACUAUUCUCGACUCCAAAAGAGGCAUGAACGUGGGAAUCUUCCUCAAGCAGUUCAAAAAGUCAAAUCAGGCCAUCACCGAAGACGUUCGCUGUGGCAACAGCGAGCUGUACGGCCCCGAGCCUCUGAAGGAGCUACUGAAACUGUUACCGGAGUCUGAUGAGGUGAAGAAGCUAAGAGCGUUCAAGGGAGACGCCGGCAAGCUCGCCUUAGCCGACUCCUUCAUGUACCUGUUAAUUCAAGUGCCAAGCUUUGAUGUGCGCAUCGAGGCCAUGGUGCUCAAGGAGGAGUUCUCCCCGCUGUGCUCUGGGCUCAGCCAUGACGUCGGCAUCGUUCGUACUGCUACGAAAGAGCUGAUGUCCUGUGAGGAGCUGCAUGCGGUCCUGCACCUUGUUCUGCAGGCAGGGAACAUUAUGAACGCGGGUGGCUACGCCGGCAAUGCCGUGGGCUUCAAGCUGUCCUCUCUGCUGUCGAUGGCCGACACCAGAGCCAACAGGCCGGGCAUGAAUCUGCUACACUUCGUGGCUCUGGAAGCCCAGAAGAAGGACGCCAGCCUGCUGAAGUUCCCUGAGAGGCUGCAGCACGUGCGCAGCGCCGUCCGGAUAUCUGUGGAGAAUAUUGAAGCGGAACUGAACUCGUUGCGAAGCAGGAUGACAUCUGUUGAGGAGAAGGUCCAGAAGGACGCGGAGCUGCUCCAACAGUUGGACCGCUUCCUGGAGCGCUCGAAGGAAGCGCUGCGGGACGUGAACAGGCGUUGGCUCGAAUUGCGGAAGGAGGGGAACGUGCUCAUCGACUUCUUCUGCGAAGACAAGGACACGUUCCGGCUCGAUGAGUGCUUCAGGAUUUUCCAGGAUUUCUGCCUCAAAUUCGAACAUGCCGUUAAGGACAACGUGGAGCGCAAGCAGAAAGAUGCUGUCCGGCGGCUGCGGGAGCUCGAGGAGAAACGCCGCUCGUGGGGAGGCGCUGAGCCGGAUGCGCAGAGCUUCGGCCGCAGCAGCAGCGAGACGGACGUGGAGACGCUGAGCCGUGAGGGACGGACGGACCUUCUGCGGGAGCGUGAGGGGUCGCGGGGGCCUCUGAGCGCCAAGCGCUCGUCCAGUGCCAGACGGUCCCGCCGCUCCACGGAUCCGGUAUCGACUGCCGCGGACCGGGACCUUCACAGCUAUUUGGAGCGCACGGGGUUCGGCAGCCUGCCCCGGCCUGGACGCUCUCCCCGCAGGACCAGCCCUGCCUGGCUCGGAGGCCCCAGCCCACUUCCUCGCACCGACAGGGACGAUGACGACGACAACAACAACGGCGGCAGCGGUCCACCACCAGGGAGUCUUGAUAGCAACAGAGAAGACCACAACGAAAACAUCAACCCAAAGAUCGAGGUGGGAAACUUAGGGCAAAUGAAAAUUAGCGUGGAGAGACACGCUCUGGUCCCAGGUUUGCAAGGGUUUGACUUCGUCAUGCACGGCAACACGCGGCCGAUAAGCCGAGGACAUCUCGUCCUCAACGGUCCGGAGACAGACGGAGGAUCGCCCGCGGGGCUGGUUUUGGAAACCCCUCCAUCCAGUAAGAGUUGGGAGGGGAAAGAGGGACCCAGGAGCGACUGGGACAGGAGCAUUGCUGCAAGGGAUGAGGAAGACGAGAGCAGCACCUUGUCCUCCACAACCUGCGACACACCUCUGCCUACGGACGACACGACAACACCCCCGAAAGACCCCAUUCGAAGCGUCAACGACACGGAUGACCUUAAACCCGAGGGCGAAAACAGCCGACCGGCAGGGGACCCCGAUAAGGACCAGCAGGCACAGCAGAGCGCAGUGUCUCCCAGCGCCAUGUCAGUCUGUAGCAAUGCACCAUCAGCGUCUCCAUCCAGCAGGAAGCACCAAGGAGACAAACCGGCCAACAACCUGUCAGGUUUGAGACCUGCCGGUGAGUCCCCGGGACCCUCCGGCGGCCCCACGUCGAGUCCGAGCCGCCGCACGGUCCAAGGCAAGCGUGCAAACGGGAAGGCGGGACUGAUUUCUGACUCUAAGAGUCCGAGUUCAAAACCCAAGUCCACGUCUAGAGGUACUACCCCCCCAAGCACGGGUUCGAACCGGCCGGUGCGAACACUGCACCCUUCGGAGAAUCGGAGUCUACGCACGGCAGUCACCGUCUCCAACUUAAGCCGCUCUGCAAGCAGUGCUAGCAGGUCUGAGGAGGGCAAUAGUUCAAGGCGGUCACCGCAGGACCGCAGCGCUGCGGGCAGGCGGAGCGAGACAGGAGCCCGGACCUCCUGGCGCUCCGGCCAUCCUGCCGAGGACCCCAAGCCCGUUUCACGGUGGGCCCGAGAUCAGGUCCCGCGAACGCCUUCCCUCAGGAAGCAGCCGGCCAAAGCCACCAAGGUGGUCCCGCGACCGCCACCUGAGGAAAAGAUGUGCCGCUCCACCAUGCGUGCUUUGGCACAAGCCCAGGCUGCCGCGGGGGGCGCCGCCGCCCAGGCCGCUCCCUCCAAAGCCGCUCUUCCCGGCUUUGCCCGCAGCACAGUAGCCUCAUCAUCGCGGCUGAUAAAGGACUCGGCGCCUGCUUCCGCUCCCGCCACCCCGUCCAAGAGCGGUCCCCUUGCCCGCAGUACCUCCCAAAGGCAGGCGGGGAAGUCAGGGGCCCACGGUGCUCCAGAUGACAGGGCCCAGGGACCCCUGAGGAGGGUGCAGAGCAUGAGGGCCACAAGAAGGAGCCCACGGAGCAGCGAGAUGCCUCCUAACCCCAGCCCGCACAACGGCAGCGGCAGCUUCUCGGACAAGUCCGUCCCCUCGAAAGAGUCCAGCGCGAGCAGAGCGGCCAGGCCGUCGUGGAAGUAAAACACGCCGGAUUCUUCCGCUCAUCAAAGUUCACCACUUAUUUACAGCAUCUUUCAUUUCGGCCUGUGCAGUUAUAAUGUACAAAUGAAUUCAGAACUCUGCGAAAAUAACGGUAAUUAGUGCUUCCCCGGGCAAUAUCCUAAGUGAAUUUCUGCAAAAUCUCCUACACGGCUCUACAAGUUUUGUAUAAGGUUUGUUUUUUUUUUGGACCGUGGUGACUGCAAAUUUUUCACGCUGUAUUGAAUUUGAAAUAUUUGUCCAUAUAUCUGUUUGUUCGGAGACUGUAUUGCUCUGAUGCCUUUGCGUACAUGUCACGUAAUAUUCCAUACGUGGAACGCACACAAACAACAGCUCCUUCCCCAGGAAUUCUUUACCUAUUUAUGCUGUAUGGAGCAGAAGGUGGUGCCGCACUUAAGGACAUGGACUUACUGGAUGGUUCCGGGUUUCGUCCAUCCCGUGAGCGCUCCUUCUGUUGAACCGUUGCGAAGGAGCCGAAAACAGGACGUUCCGCUGUAUACACGCGUACAGAUUUCAGUGAUAUCGGAGAUGUGCCCAGUACGCACCGGAAUCACCUCUGGGAGCAUGUGUUCCUGUCGGGACUUUAUUGCUGUACCGUGGUAUAUGUAACUCGCACCCAGCGGUGAUGUGACUGAUAGUGUUUCUCCACAGCUGCCACUAGUGUUCAUUGUUUUUGUCAAGUUGAGCAGUUUCUGACAACUUAAAGAACACGUGCUUUUUUAUAUGAGAUUUGUACAGAUAUUCGAGGAUUAUUUGAAGAUGCUCGCAUCCGAAGGCUGAAAGUCCGUAAGUAAAGUGUUGAUGUGAACGAAGGCCGCGUUUUCGCGUGUUUUGCCUACGGGUUGUUUCUCUGUCCGUCUUUCUUCUGUAC